Messenger RNA from Parnassius apollo (apollo), 1383 nucleotides. NCBI's taxonomy places the organism in Eukaryota, Metazoa, Arthropoda, Insecta, Lepidoptera, Papilionidae. The record is from the annotation of a GenBank genome assembly.
AUGGAGAGCGGAGGAACUACUGGCCCUUUGCUGUUCGCGGUCUUGGCAGCGGUAUUGGGGAUGCUCCAAUUCGGUUUCAACACUGGAGUGAUCAACGCGCCGAAACAGUUCAUCGAGAACUUCAUCAGAGAUCAAUACAAUGUCGCUCCUGACUUAAUCUUCGGUGUGAUCGUCAGUAUCUUCGCAGUUGGCGGUAUGAUAGGUUGCCCUUUGGCCAGCUGGAUUGCCGACAAACGUGGCCGCAAAUUUGCGUUAUUAGCUAACGCCAUUUUCGGCGUGAUAGGCGGCCUUUUAAUGGGCUUCAGCAAAGCCGGGAUGUCGGUAGGGAUGCUUAUAGCUGGCAGAUUUUUCAUCGGUGUCAAUUGCGGUUUUGCCACAACCGCAUCUCCUACUUACGUAUCCGAGAUAGCACCUUUAAGGCUACGCGGUGCAUUCGGCACCGUUAAUCAAUUAGCAGUCGCAUUUGGCCUUGUAGGUGCACAGAUUUUGGGUAUUGACGUUAUUCUGGGCAGUGACGAUGGGUGGCCAUUCCUACUCGGCUUAGCUGUGUUGCUAUCAGCAGUUCAAUGUUUGAUGUUACUGUUCACACCAGAAUCUCCAAGGUACCUCUUACUAGUACAAAGAGACGAAGAAAAGGCGAGGGAAGUGCUAUCAAAACUCCGGGGCACCGGUGAUAUUGAUGACGAGAUCAACGAAAUGCACGCAGAAGACAGGGCUGCAAAGGAAGAAGUGAAAUUCACUAUUGGAGAUUUGUUCCGGAUCAAGGCUUUGCGAACACCUCUUAUUAUUGGGGUUGUGAUGCAUCUUUCACAACAGUUGGGCGGUAUUAACGCUGUUCUAUAUUAUUCAUCAACGAUUUUCGAAAACGCGGGUCUCACAGUCGAGAAUGCUCGAUUGGCGACCAUUGGUGUUGGAAGCAUUCUUUUCAUAAUGGCCUUGGUUUCAAUUCCGUUAAUGGACCGUCUCGGAAGACGCACUCUACAGCUUUGCGGUCUAGGAGGUAUGGCGGUCUCUUCCGUGCUAAUGACCGCUGCAUUUUUCACGUACAAAGAUAACUUUACUAUGAGCAUUUUUGCUGUCAUCUUCACUCUGUUGUACGUCGCAUUCUUCGGCGUUGGCCCGAGCUCGAUUCCCUGGAUAAUUCUUUCCGAGCUCUUCGGUCAGGGUGCUAGGAGCGCCGCAGUCAGUGUUGGAGCCGCCGUGAAUUGGUUCGCUAACUUUAUCGUCGGUCUUGUAUUUAUUCCUCUAACGAACGUGCUCAAUAAUCUGGUGUUCUUGCCUUUUACGAUACUGUUAAUCAUUUUCUAUGUGUUCGUUUACUUCAAAUUGCCGGAGACGAAGAACAGGACCGUCGAAGAAGUUACGGCUGAAUUCAAAGAGUAG